AUGAAUAUACGUUGUAAAUUUCUUCUUUUUUCAACUUCAACAGUUCGUCGUAUUAUUUCUGUUCGCUGGACUCACCCUUCAGAUGGACCUGAACCAGCUUAUCAUCAUGUUGCAUCUGGUUAUCAAAUCUAUAAACAUCAGCAUGAACCGUUUAAAUUUAAAUAUAAUAAUAAAUCAUUAAAUCAAUUUCAACUUGCUUAUGAAACAUGGGGCAAGUUAAAUGCAAAAAAAAAUAAUGCUAUUCUGAUUUUUACGGGUCUGAGUGCUAGUUCACAUGCAAAAAGUCAUGAACAAAAUCUAAACCCUGGUUGGUGGGAAAAAUUCAUUGGACCGAACUUAGGUAUUGAUACGAAUCACUUUUUUGUUAUUUGUUGUAAUCAUCUUGGGGGUUGUUACGGUUCAACUGGGCCUUCAUCAAUAAAUCCUGAAACAAAGAAGCCAUAUGGUGCGUCUUUUCCUAUGCUAUCUGUUGAAGAUUUUGUUCGUGCACAAUUCCAAUUACUAAAACAUCUAGGAAUUGAAAAGCUUCAUGCAAGUAUUGGUUCAUCAUUAGGUGGCAUGUGUUCAAUUCUAUCGGGUCUUUUAUACCCGGAGAAUAUUGGCAGAGUAGCAACUAUUUCUUCUUGUAUAGCACCGUAUCCAACUGCUAUUGCUCUACGAUAUCUUCAACGAAAAAUGAUAAUGACUGAUCCUAGUUGGGAUCACGGUCAUUACUAUGAUACAGGUGCAUAUCCACUUGAGGGUAUGCGUAUUGCAAGAGAAAUUGCGACACUUACAUAUCGAUCCGGACCUGAAUGGCUUGAGAGAUUUGGUUUACGUCGUUUUAAUGAUAAUGUUCAAUUGACGCCAACAUUUGAAAUUGAAAGUUAUUUACAAUAUCAAGGUUUAACAUUUGCAAAAAAAUAUGAUCCAAAUUCAUUAUUAUAUAUAUCUAAAGCAAUGGAUCUAUUCAAUUUAACUGAAGGCCAUGAUAAUCAACGUGAAGCAUUAGCAAAAAUUCAAUGUCCUGUCCUUGUCUUAGGUUCACAAACUGAUAUUCUUUUUCCAAUUUGGCAACAGAAACAAUUAGCUGAAGGACUUAUAGAGUCAGGAAAUCCAAGUGUAACAUUCUUCGAAUUGAAUAGUAUUUUUGGACAUGAUACAUUUUUACUCGAUAUCAAUGGUGUUAGCACUGCUCUUAAAGGUUUUCUGGAGAUAUCAGCCUUGUCAAUUGAAGAAGAAAGUCGCACGUAG
Messenger RNA from Rotaria socialis, 1233 nucleotides. Lineage: Eukaryota; Metazoa; Rotifera; Eurotatoria; Philodinida; Philodinidae. The record is from the annotation of a GenBank genome assembly.